This is a messenger RNA of Chinchilla lanigera (long-tailed chinchilla), 688 nucleotides long. It is a transcript of the gene Myl2, whose product is annotated as myosin, light chain 2, regulatory, cardiac, slow. Gene Ontology annotation, cellular component: myofibril; cytoplasm. Gene Ontology annotation, biological process: heart development; cardiac muscle contraction; muscle cell fate specification. The record is from RefSeq and is a predicted model, not a curated record. The coding region runs from base 103 to 603 and encodes 166 amino acids. Lineage: Eukaryota; Metazoa; Chordata; Mammalia; Rodentia; Chinchillidae. The transcript has 7 exons. Gene Ontology annotation, molecular function: calcium ion binding.
UAUUUUUAAACCCGGGGAGGAAGUAUUUAUUGUUUGCGGGCACAGGAGAGCCGGGCGGCGAGUGGAAUUCUUCUCGGGAGGCCGUGCCGUGGCCCUGCUACCAUGUCUCCAAAGAAAGCCAAGAAGAGGGCGGAGGGGGCCAACUCCAACGUGUUCUCCAUGUUCGAGCAGACCCAGAUCCAGGAGUUCAAGGAGGCCUUCACCAUCAUGGACCAGAACCGGGACGGCUUCAUCGACAAGAACGACCUGAGGGACACGUUUGCAGCCCUGGGGCGUGUGAACGUGAAAAAUGAAGAGAUCGACGAAAUGCUCAAGGAGGCUCCGGGUCCAAUUAACUUCACCGUGUUCCUGACCAUGUUCGGGGAGAAGCUGAAGGGCGCGGACCCUGAGGAGACCAUCCUCAACGCGUUCAAGGUGUUCGAUCCGGAAGGCAAAGGCGUGCUGAAGGCUGACUAUGUCCGCGAGAUGCUCACCACGCAGGCAGAGCGGUUCUCCAAGGAGGAGAUCGACCAGAUGUUCACGGCCUUCCCGCCCGACGUGACCGGCAACCUGGACUACAAGAACCUGGUACACAUCAUCACCCACGGCGAGGAGAAGGACUGAGCGCGCCUCCGCCUCCGCGCAGCCGCCGGGCUCGUAGCUUGGCUGAACGCCCCCGCCGCGGUCAAAUAAACGUGAUGUGACGAAA